Echinostoma caproni is the source of this 480-nucleotide messenger RNA. Lineage: Eukaryota; Metazoa; Platyhelminthes; Trematoda; Plagiorchiida; Echinostomatidae. The record is from the annotation of a GenBank genome assembly.
AUGAUCAAAUCCGAACAGGAGGUUGGAAGCAGGAAUGGCUAUGAUUACCUGAAAGCAACCUUGUCCGGAGCAUUAAAUCAAGAAGCACGGGCGAGAAUAGACGCUUUGGUACAAGAAGUAGCAGCUCUGAAGGACAUAGAGAAACUGUUGUUCUGUCUUUUGCUCCCCGUCGAUGGAUCCGGCGGCAACAACUCACUCGUUGGUUCAGUUCUUGGACUUACCUCCGAGGAGUCCGACCUUUCGGGUCAUGGCAUGGAACUCAGUGCAAUGGGUGUUGGAUUAUUUUCUCCUGGAGGAGCUUCUGCCUUACACUUAUCAAAUCAGGUCGAACAAAGUCAAGCUUACACUUGGAUUAUGUCACACUUGGAGGAAGACCCGUCAACUUGUCUACGGAAGGAUGAAGUUUACGAAGAUUACAGGUUAGCGUCAGGUCGAUGGUUCUAUCCAUUGCGUGCUUUGUUUUUGGCCCCGCUCUGCUAG